This is a messenger RNA of Symbiodinium necroappetens, 393 nucleotides long. The record is from the annotation of a GenBank genome assembly. Lineage: Eukaryota; Dinophyceae; Suessiales; Symbiodiniaceae.
AUGCUGCACAUCUGGAAGGCCUCGGGGGAGGAGCUGGCAGCGGUGAAGUUGGAGGAUUUCCGGGAGGUCCGGGACCUGAAGAGGCACCUGCAGGGCCUCUGCGGGCUCCCCAGAUUCAGGCAGAGAUUGGUGUCAAAGAGCCUCGGGAUCCUGGAAGAUGACGAUACCUUGGACUCGCCGAUGGACCUGCAGUUGGUGUUGCUCGACUUCGCCAGCGCAUCGCAGGAGCAGGUGGACAGCGUCAUAUCUGCUGCCAAAGCUGGCCACGUGACUCUUGGUCUGAGGUUCGUGCUCUUCCUUUCUUGCCGCUGCAAAAAGAGGGGGGUAUUCGAAGCAGCUGCGGAAGUGGUCCUGAUUGCCCCAGACCCCGAAACCCCAAAUCUGAAACCCUGA